Molecule: messenger RNA, 1290 nt
Organism: Manihot esculenta (cassava)
Lineage: Eukaryota; Viridiplantae; Streptophyta; Magnoliopsida; Malpighiales; Euphorbiaceae
Product: protein RGF1 INDUCIBLE TRANSCRIPTION FACTOR 1
Exons: 4
Coding region: 144-914 (256 amino acids)
Source: RefSeq, a predicted model, not a curated record
CACAUCCCUCCCCCAUCCUCUCACACCCACCACUGCAAAUUCUCUCUCUCUCUCUCUCUCUCUCUCUCUCUCUCUCUCUCUCUCUUUCCUGGGAAAAAAGAUUGAAAGAAAGCUCCUUUUUCUUUCUCCAAAACUGCCCAGAGAUGAUCAUCACUGAUCAAGAAACAACAGUGAGAGAAAUCAAACCCAAAAGCAGAAGAAUCAUGGGUGGUGGAGGUCCUGAUUAUGAUGAUGAUGAUGAUGAUGAUGGAGGUGAUGUUGAUAAUAAAGAAGAUAUCAAGUGGCCGCCAUGGUUGCGUCCUCUUCUUCAAACAAGCUUCUUUGUGCAAUGUAAACUUCAUGCUGAUGCUCAUAAGAGUGAAUGUAAUAUGUAUUGCUUGGAUUGCAUGAAUGGAGCCCUUUGUUCUCUCUGUCUCUCAUUUCACAAAGAUCAUAGAGCCAUUCAGAUAAGGAGAUCAUCGUACCAUGAUGUGAUUAGAGUUUCUGAGAUUCAGAAAUAUUUGGACAUAACAGGAGUUCAGACGUACAUCAUCAACAGUGCUAGAAUUGUGUUCUUGAAUGAAAGGCCUCAGCCAAGGCCUGGUAAAGGUGUCACCAAUACUUGUCAAGUCUGUGAGCGUAGCCUCCUUGAUUCUUUCAGUUUCUGUUCCCUUGGUUGCAAGAUUGUUGGGACAUCAAAGAAAUUCAGGAAGAAGAAAAUAAGAAAGGAAAUGGAAGGAUCAGACACAGAAGAAUCAAUGAAUGGAAACAGCGUUAUCAGAGAAAAAGGAAAUGGAAAUGGGAAUAAAAGGAAAAUUCAAAGCUUUACACCAUCAACACCACCACCAACUUCUGCAAGUUACAGAGCUACAGCAAAGAGGAGAAAGGGGGUCCCCCAUAGAUCCCCAAUGGGAGGAUUCAUCAUAGAAUACUAGCCACUCAUCAAGUCUUCAUUAUAUAUAUACACACAAAUCUGCAGAACCCAGUAGCUAGGCUGGUCACUGAGACACCUGAGCCUUUGAGCCAUAGGAGGCCGGUGUUGGAUAUAGUGAUCUUAUGAAACUCCAUAAUGUUGUUGUAUAUAGAAAGAAAAAGAAAUAAGUGAAAUGGAGAAGUGACCAAGAAAGAAAGAGGAAGAAGAAAAAAGAAAAAUAAUGUUAUUGAAAUGGGGGUGUUAGAUUUGAGAUCAUGUAGGCUUUUGAUACUAAUUUGUGAUUAGUGCAAUAUGUACAUAAUUAAUUAUGGCAUGUAGCUUUGUUAAAAAAAAGAUGUAAUGCAUUGUGAAAAAUGAAUGAAUGCACCAAUUAAUUA